ACUUCUGGGUCCCGUUCAGGGCCUUUUUAAUGCACAUGCGUGCUGAACAGCUGACUGCUGAAUUAAAAUGGCUUCCAGCGGCUGGUCUGAAAAAAUCCUGAAUCUGCUUCGCCGAAUGAACAACUUUUAUUUAGCAGGUUCUGGUCGGUCCAGCUGCUUCAGGUUUGAGAUAGACGGAGCCCAGGUUGGCUGGAUUCCUCCUCAUGUAGCCUCCCUGCUCACACCAUACACAGAUGUGUUCUCCCCACCACAAGAGGGCGCUGUGUCGCUCUGUUCCAGCCUGGGCUGCUAUGAUAGAAGGUCAGAGGCCGUGGAUGAAGUUCUACAGAAGCUCAGACAGGAGAGCUCCCUAAGCUGCCUCAGAGGAUGGAGGGAUGAGAGGUACAGUGUGAAGCCCAGGUUCUCUGAUCAGCCUCUGAUGUGGAUGGAAAGAGCAGCUACAAGUCUUUUUGGUGUCAAGAGGUACGGAGUUCAUAUCAAUGGAUACACCAUCAGUGACAGUGGGGAGAUAAGCAUGUGGCUAGCCCGGCGCUCUGCUACCAAGCAGACGUAUCCUGGACUGCUGGACAACAUGGCGGCUGGAGGUCUUGCUGCUGAUGCUGGAAUCAAAUACACUCUGAUUAAAGAGUGUGAAGAGGAGGCAUGCAUCCCAGCAGACAUAGCCAUAAAGGCUCAUCCCAUAUCAACUGUGAGGUGAGCUGAAUUCUGCUCAUAAUCCCUCAGUAGAAAAGUUGAAGGACAACAGGAGGUGUUACUUAUCCCUGCUGGCCCACUCCUCAUCUUCCCUCUGACCAAUCUGCAUCUGUUCAUCUAGUGGUCUGACUUUAGUGGAUCUUUCGCUUUUAUCUUAUCUCAUGUAUUUAUUCUCUACUUGCUGUAAUUUAAGGCAUAUUACCAGAUUAUAUUAUUUUCUGACACCUUGACCACCAGGAGGUGAACAUCUGAGGUCUUUUGUAUUAUUAUUAAAGUCCACCACAAAAUAAAACAUCUGCAAGGAGGAGGAUUUUGUCUAGUGGAGAUCUU
This is a messenger RNA of Cyprinodon variegatus (sheepshead minnow), 1023 nucleotides long. RefSeq names its product nudix hydrolase 20, chloroplastic-like (gene tpk2). Lineage: Eukaryota; Metazoa; Chordata; Actinopteri; Cyprinodontiformes; Cyprinodontidae. The transcript is spliced from 5 exons. The coding region runs from base 68 to 697 and encodes 209 amino acids. The record is from RefSeq and is a predicted model, not a curated record. Gene Ontology annotation, molecular function: 8-oxo-dGDP phosphatase activity.